Molecule: messenger RNA, 3600 nt
Organism: Emys orbicularis (European pond turtle)
Lineage: Eukaryota; Metazoa; Chordata; Testudines; Emydidae
Product: zinc finger protein 850-like
Exons: 9
Coding region: 1-3600 (1199 amino acids)
Biological process (GO): regulation of transcription by RNA polymerase II
Molecular function (GO): DNA-binding transcription factor activity, RNA polymerase II-specific; RNA polymerase II cis-regulatory region sequence-specific DNA binding
Source: RefSeq, a predicted model, not a curated record
AUGACCAUCCUCCAAGAGAUGUUUGGGGUGAUGGGUUUGUCAGGUCUCAGCGUGCUGUCUGGGACGCUGCCCCGCUUCCUGCUCCCCAAGCCACCUCAUAUCUACUCUAAGUGCCAGGCUGCUGGCAGCCCCCAGCUACAGAUUAACGUCCACGUUUCGCUCCAGAUCAUCCCCUCCUCCCAGCAGGAAGGAAAUGGCCGCAAUGCAGCUGGCUCAGGGUUUCCAAUUUCCAAACCUGAUGUGAUCGCGCAGCUGGAACGAGGGGAAGAGCCGUGGGUCCCAGACCUCCAGGGCUCUGAGAAAGAAGUGCUCCUGAGAGCUGCCUGCACAGGUGAUGGGAUGGUGAGUGAGAAUGAGGAGGAGAAACCCCAGCAGGAAGAUGCUGAGGAAGUAGAACCACACAGAACGUUACCAGGAAGAUCCAAAGGGAAUGUUUCCGGGAGUUGUGCACUCCCAGAAAAAGCAAAAGCAUGUGAGACUCAGCAGAGGCCAGAGGAAAACUUCAGUAGCCACUUAGACCUUAUUACACACGACAGAAUCAACUUGGAAGAGACACGCUAUACAUGCCAUGAGUGCAGGAAAAGUUUCAAUCGGAGCUCAGACCUUCUCAUACAUCGGAGAACCCACACUGGAGAGAAACCCUACAUGUGCUCUGAGUGCGGGAAAAGCUUCAGUCGGAGCUCUGCCCUUAUCACACAUCGGAGAAUCCAUACAGGUGAGAAACCUUAUGAAUGCUCUGAGUGUGGGAAACGCUUCAAUCAGCGCUCAAACCUUACUGUACAUCAGACAGUCCAUAUAGGUGAGAAACCUUAUGAAUGCUGUGAGUGUGGGAAAAGCUUCAUUGAUAGUUCAACCCUCAUCUCACAUCAGCGAAUCCACUCAGGAGAGAUGCCCCACACAUGCUCGGAGUGUGGGAAAAGCUUCAAUCGGAGCUCAAACCUUAUCACACAUCGUAGAAUCCACACAGGAGAGAUGCCUUACACGUGCUCUGAGUGUGGGAAAAGCUUCAAUCAGAGCUCUACUCUGAGCACACAUAGGAGAAUCCACACAGGAGAGACGCCCUACACAUGCUCUGAAUGUGGGAAAAGCUUCAAUCAGAGGUCUGCCCUGAUCACACAUCAGAGGAUCCACACAGGAGAGACACCCUACACGUGCUCUGAAUGUGGGAAAAGGUUCAAUCGGAGCUCUGCCCUUACCACACAUCAGAGAAUCCACACGGGUGAGAAACCUUAUGGAUGCUCUGAGUGUGGGAAAUGCUUCAGGCAUAGCUCAGCCCUCAUCUCACAUCAGCGGAUCCACAGAGGAGAGACACCCUACACAUGCUCUGAGUGCGGGAAGAGCUUCAAUCAGCGUUCAAACUUUAUCACACAUCGGAGAAUCCACACAGGGGAGAAACUCUACACGUGCUCUGAGUGCGGGAAAAGCUUCAAUCAGCGCUCAAACCUUAUCACACAUAGGAGAAUCCACAAGGGAGAGAAACCUUAUACAUGCUCUGAGUGUGGGAAAUGCUUCAUUCGUCGUUCAGUCCUCAUCUUACAUCAGAGAAUCCACACAGGAGAGAAGCCCUACACAUGCUCUGAGUGCGGGAAAAGCUUCAAUCACAGCUCUGCCCUGAGCAAUCAUAGGAGAAUCCACACAGGGGAGAAGCCGUACACAUGCUCUGAGUGUGGGAAAAGCUUCAGUCAGCGCUCACACCUUAUCAGACAUCAGAGAAUCCACACAGGGGAGACACCCUUCACAUGCUCUGAGUGCGGGAAAAGCUUCAAUCAGAGCUCAAACCUUAUCGCACAUAGGAGAAUCCACACGGGAGAGAAACCUUAUACAUGCUCUGAGUGCGGGAAAAGCUUCAGUGAUAACUCAAGCCUUAUUAGACAUCAGAAAUUCCACAUGGGGGAGAGACUCUACGAAUGCUGUGAGUGCGGGAAAAGCUUCACUCGGCGCUCGCACCUUAUUACGCAUCAGAGAAUCCACACAGGUGAGAAACCCUAUGAAUGCUGCGAGUGUGGGAAAACCUUCAUUCAGAGCUCAGACCUUACUACGCAUCAGAGACUCCACACAGGGGAGAGACCCUAUGAAUGCGGUGAGUGUGGGAAAAGCUUCACUCGGAGCUCACACCUUAUUACGCAUCAGAGAAUCCACACAGGCGAGAGACCCUAUGAGUGCUGUGAGUGCGGGAAAAGCUUCACACACAGCUCAAGCCUUACUAGACAUAAGAGAAUCCACACAGGAGAGAAACCCUAUGAGUGCUGUGAGUGCGGGAAAACUUUCACUCAGAGCUCAGACCUUACUACACAUCAGAGAAUCCACACGGGGGCGAGACCCUAUGUAUGCUGUGAGUGUGGGAAAAGCUUCACUCGGUGCUCACACCUUAUUACGCAUCAGAAAAUCCACAAAGGUGAGCAACCCUAUGACUGCCAUGAGUGUGGGAAAAGCUUCAAAGUGAGCUCAGACCUUUUCACACAUCAGAGAAUCCACAGAGAAGAGAGACUUUACACGUGCUCUGAGUGCGGGAAAAGCUUCAGUCAAAGCUCAGCCCUCAUCACACAUUGGAGAAUCCACACGGGAGAGACGCCCUACACCUGCUCGGAGUGCGGGAAAAGCUUCAAUCAGAGCUCACACCUUAUCACACACAGGAGAAUUCACACGGGAGAGACGCCCUACGGAUGUUCGGAGUGCGGGAAAAGCUUCAGUCAGAGCUCUGCCCUGAUCACACAUCAGAGAAUCCACACAGGAGAGACGCCCUACACAUGCUCCGAGUGCGGGAAAAGCUUCAAUCGUAGCUCAGCCCUUAUUAGACAUCGGAGAAUCCAUACGGGAGAGAUGCCCUAUACAUGCUCUGAGUGCGGGAAAAGCUUUGGUCAUAGCUCUGCCCUGAUCACACAUCAGAGAACCCACACUGGAGAGACGCCCUAUGCGUGCUCUGAGUGUGGGAAAAGCUUCAGUCAGAGUGCAAACCUUAUUAGGCAUCGGCGAAUCCACACGGGAGAGACGCCCUACACAUGCCCAGAGUGUGGGAAACGCUUCAAUCAGCGCUCAGCCCUUACCACACAUCAGAGAAUCCACACGGGAGAGACGCCCUACACGUGUCCUGAGUGCGGGAAAUGCUUCAGUUAUAGCUCAGCCCUCAUCACACACCAGAGAAUCCACACGGGCGAGAUGCCCUACACGUGCCCUGAGUGCGGGAAAAGCUUCAAUCGGAGUUCAAACCUUAUCACGCAUCAGAGAAUCCACACUGACGUGUCAUCCUACAGAUGCUCUGAGUGCGGGAAAAGCUUCAGCCAUAGCUCAGCCCUUAUUAGACACCGGAGAAUCCACACGGGAGAGACACCCUACACGUGCUCUGAGUGCGGGAAAAGCUUCAAUCAGAGCUCAAACCUUAUCACACAUUGGCGAAUCCACACUGGAGAGACGCCCUACACAUGCUCUGAGUGCGGCAAAAGCUUCAGUCACAGCUCUGCCCUUAUCACACAUCAGAGAAUCCACACAGGAGAGACGCCCUACACAUGCUCUGAGUGCGGGAAAAGCUUCAGUCAGGGCUCAGCGCUUACUAGACAUCAGAAAAGCCACAUGACACAGUACUAUAAUAAAUCCCUUGACUAG